This is a messenger RNA of Mollisia scopiformis, 858 nucleotides long. Its product is annotated as methyltransferase. Lineage: Eukaryota; Fungi; Ascomycota; Leotiomycetes; Helotiales; Mollisiaceae. Gene Ontology annotation, molecular function: oxidoreductase activity. Bases 1 to 858 code for a protein of 285 amino acids. The transcript has 5 exons. The record is from RefSeq and is a predicted model, not a curated record.
AUGGCUCCACCGGAAGACCUCUCAGUCAAAGCACCCAUCUACUUCCUCUCCCGCAACCCAAUUUACGAAACCACAAAACCCUACACGCUCCGCUACCGGCCCUCGGAAGCCUCUCAGAUCCCUCAAACAAACGUUGAACGAGAACUGCAUGAACUCGUUUUCCACGACUUACGUCUCGCCCAUGGACUGGAGUACGAAACAUGUGGGUUCCAAGUCGUAAGUCUAGAGAGUGAAAUGAAGUAUGAGGAAUACGAUGACGAGGAAAAAGUUGAGCGUUUUCAUGGGAAGGAGGUGGGUGAGGCUGUUAGGGUUGCGCUUGGGGCGAGAGGGGUUGAUGUUGUUGAUUAUGUGAUUCGAAGGAGAGAUCCGAGUUGGCCGAUUGCUACUGGGGAGACAUAUCGGUCGCAGCAGCCUGCGAGUGCUGCUCAUAUAGAUCAUACAUAUGAAGAAGGUUGUCGAAUCGUGAGGGAUAUUUAUGGAGAAAAAGCAGAUGUUGUUCUUCAAGGGCGUUGGCAAUGUGUGAACGUCUGGCAUCCUCUCCAAGGACCUCUAGUCGACUGGCCUCUCGCAGUCUGCGAUGCAUCGACAGUCGACUUCGACAACGACACCAUGGCGGGAGACGUCGUAGAUCGAGAAGCAGUAUUCGAGAAUACGCAAGUUCACUUCAAUUUCGAUCAGAAGUGGUACUACCUUCCAUAUCAAUUACCUUCUGAGCUUCUGAUUUUCAAGAACGCGGAUAGCGAGGAGAAGGAUGGGUCUACCCAAGGGAGCCCUCAUGCUUCGUUUGAUAAUCCGAGAACGACAGAUGCAGAUUUGAGGAGGGAGAGUGUUGAAUUUAGAAUAUUGGUGAGAUGGUAG